This is a messenger RNA of Mesocestoides corti, 154 nucleotides long. NCBI's taxonomy places the organism in Eukaryota, Metazoa, Platyhelminthes, Cestoda, Cyclophyllidea, Mesocestoididae. The record is from the annotation of a GenBank genome assembly.
AGAGCUGCUGCUGAUGUUGAUGCUGCUGGUGUUUGUGAGAUGUUGGUGCGGGAGAUACAGGCGAGGGAUGCACACCAGCCGACCACCACGGAUGCUGGUGCGAGGGCGUGAGGGGCGAGUUGAUCCCUGCGAAGCCCACGGGGCGACAAUUUGA